ACCAGUAACGACCUACAACCUGUCCCACUUUACACCCAAUUUCAAAAUGCUGCCUUCCAAAGCACAAAUAAUUGCACUGCUGACAGUAUCUGCCCUCUUGCCAGUCUCGUUCGCCCAACAACUGGUCGCCGUUAAGGCGAACGCCCUUCUACCAAGUCGAAGAUAUAGCUGCUCAUCCGUGUACGAUGGUGACGAUACGAUCUACAUUGUCGGAGGGAGCGACGCUUAUUCCCAGCUGGGCGUGAAGGACAUCCUAGCCUACAAGAUAUCGACCGACGCCAUCACCCGGGUCGCCUCGCUAGCCCUGGAAGUCAUUUCAAACACAGCGACAACCUCGAUCGACUCCGCUGGAAAUAUUUACAUCUACACCGGGAACAUAUUUUACUACGGUAAUGUGCACAAAUUCAUUCCUUCUAGUGGCGAAAUCGUGCACAUGGCGACCCUCCCAUCGACAGAUUAUUACCACGCCGCCAUACCACUUGGUCCCACGUAUGACAUUGUUUAUUUAAUGGGGUCCUCAACCAAUACGAAAACGGUCGCGUCCUACUACAUGGGAUCAGACAUUGGUGCUGUGGUGGUGGGCAACUUAUCCGUCGCUUAUCUCCCCAUGACCGCCAUCUCGGAUGGGAACGGAUCCGCGUUCAUAUUCGGAAGUGAGGUUGGAGUGACGAAACCGGAGUAUUCCGUGGUACGAGUAAACCUAGCAACUCUAGCCGUUACCCGCGGCCCGGAAACCGUCCCCCGCAUGUACAGAAAACCCGCCGCUGUCUGGGACGGGAAGCAUGGAUACGUCUUCGGUGGAUAUAGGAACGAUUCGGCGGGUCAUUACACCAACACGAUUGGCCAAUUUGAUCCCGCCACGAUGAGACUUACGUUACUUCCUGUGGCCAAUUUUCCCGCUAAUGGGACCAAUGUCCUCGAUUUGACGACGGCGGUUUAUGUUUCCAAGCUGAACAGGAUUUACCUCUUUGGGGGACGGACAUACGGUGUGGGAGAUGAUGUGCCGCUUGAUGGAAUUUGGUACAUUGACUUGUCUCCCUUAACCCCAACGACGACGACGCGUCCGACAACGACGACCAGACCGACCACAACUACUAGGCCAACGACCACAACUUCGACUACCACGCCGAUACCGCCAUCCAGUACGACGCUUUGUCCUGAAGAGUUGUCCUGUGUGGGAAAGGUGGAUGGAAACUACCCGCAUCCGUUCGACUGUGCGAAGUACAUUCGUUGUCAACGCGAAGUCUUGACGGAGAUGAUCUGUCCGGAGGGGUUACACUUCGACCCAGCCAUUGGAGCUUGUAACUUUCCGGAACUCGUGGAUUGUGAUGAGACUUGUAUUUAAAAUUGGUGGAUGUUCGAGAGAUUGCGAAUUAAGGAGGUUUACAUUAAAUUCUCAAGCAACAAAUAAGCGUUAUGUAAGUAUCUGUGUAAUUGAUAAGUUUAAUAAACUUGGUUUA
Folsomia candida is the source of this 1460-nucleotide messenger RNA. RefSeq lists its product as uncharacterized. Gene Ontology annotation, cellular component: extracellular region. Bases 47 to 1345 code for a protein of 432 amino acids. NCBI's taxonomy places the organism in Eukaryota, Metazoa, Arthropoda, Collembola, Entomobryomorpha, Isotomidae. The transcript is spliced from 2 exons. Gene Ontology annotation, molecular function: protein binding; chitin binding. The record is from RefSeq and is a predicted model, not a curated record.